Messenger RNA from Entamoeba invadens IP1, 1143 nucleotides. RefSeq lists its product as hypothetical. Gene Ontology annotation, biological process: endoplasmic reticulum to Golgi vesicle-mediated transport; endoplasmic reticulum organization; Golgi organization. Bases 1 to 1143 code for a protein of 380 amino acids. Lineage: Eukaryota; Evosea; Mastigamoebida; Endamoebidae. Gene Ontology annotation, cellular component: COPII-coated ER to Golgi transport vesicle; endoplasmic reticulum-Golgi intermediate compartment; Golgi membrane. The transcript has a single exon. Gene Ontology annotation, molecular function: D-mannose binding. The record is from RefSeq and is a predicted model, not a curated record.
AUGCGAAUUGUUUUGUAUCUUGUCUUCUUCGCAAUUUCCCGAUCGCUUGUGAUCAAAGCCCCAUUCACAAAUGCUCCGAUCAAAACAAAAGGUGCUGCACAAAUCACGGGGAGUAAAAUUGAGUUAACACAAGACAACCCCUCUCAGAGAGGAUUAGUGUAUGUCACCCGUCGAGUCAUCUCAGACUUUUUCAAUGUGACUUUUUCGUUCCAGUCGAUGUCUCCAACGAGUGCGCGUCAUGGUGAUGGAUUUGGAUUUUGGUUAACACAAGAAAAUCCGCAAAUGGGAGAGGCGUUAGGUUUUCAAGAUCACUGGAAUGGGCUUGGCGUCUUAAUAGACACCUACCAAAAUUCCAAUGUAGAGAUUCCGACAAUCCAAUUAGUGGUGAAUGACGGGAAACAAAAGUACUCAGUGGAGAGAGACGGAGUUAAUUUAUUCAAACGAGGAUGCUCCCCAAGUAUUCGAAGAGACAUCCCACAGGAACUUGCUAUAUGUUACUCAGACGGGGAAAUUAAAGUGUUUUUCAAUGACAAGAUAUGCACUGAAUUUACAUACAAAUUACCACGAGGAGUUGUUGUCAGUGCAAGUGCGUUAUGUGGCGAGUUGUCUGAUUUACACGCGAUAUUAGAAAUAGAUGUGCACGACACAACAAGGUCCGCAACACACUCGAUCAGCUCGCAACUGACUUCCGACAAAAUCGAGAAGAUCAAACGAAGUUUCACGGCGUUAGAACUCGACGGGAAUAAGGCGGAUAAUCUUAAAACAAUUUAUGGAGCAUUAACAGAGGCAGACAAGUCACUAGAAACUACUCAAACCUUUGUGAAUACUCGAAAGACCAAAUUGGAUGAAAUAUUAGCCGGACUCAGUGGCGCAUCAAAGAGUGGGUUACCCACAAAUGAAAUUCAUUCGUUUAUCGACCAAACGACUGACCAACUUUCACUGUUGUUGAACACCAUUUUCGACUCACAAGAAGCUAUCCAGAAUAUGUCGUUUGUUGUGAUGAGGCAAAACGACGGAAAUUCUUAUGUUGUUGGGCAACUUGUGUUCUUCGAUUACUUAGUCAUGUUUAAUGGAGUCGCACUACUGGCGUUGCUUCUUUACUAUAUUUUCAAGGUGCACAAGAAACAAGUCCAGUUGUUUUAA